Molecule: messenger RNA, 2749 nt
Organism: Hevea brasiliensis (rubber tree)
Lineage: Eukaryota; Viridiplantae; Streptophyta; Magnoliopsida; Malpighiales; Euphorbiaceae
Product: homeobox-leucine zipper protein GLABRA 2
Biological process (GO): regulation of DNA-templated transcription
Molecular function (GO): DNA-binding transcription factor activity, RNA polymerase II-specific; lipid binding; DNA binding
Source: RefSeq, a predicted model, not a curated record
UCAAUAAGACCCCACACACCAUCCCUCUCUCUCUCUCUCUCUCACACACACACACACUCUCUCUCAGUGACUCCAUUGCUGCCUUCCUAGCUCCUUAAAACAACCAUUUCAUCACCCAUGGAGGAACCCUCUUUCUGACAUGGGCGUCGUUGACAUGUCUAACCCACCCACUUCUCAUACCAAAGACUUCUUCGCCUCUCCUGCUCUCUCUCUCAGUCUUGCUGGAAUAUUCCGCAGUGCAAAUGCAGCCGAGGCGGCAGAGGCUCCAGCAAUGGAGGUGGAGGAAGGGGAAGAGGGAAGUGGAGGAGGAGAAGGAGAAAGAGGAAGAAGUGAAGGUACUAUUGAGAUUAGCAGUGAGAACUCAGGGCUUAUGAGAUCAAGAUCAGAUGAUGAGUUUGAAGGGGAAGGAGAACAUGAUGAUGGUGAUGGUGAUGGUGAUGAUGAUGUAGGUGAUGACAAGAAGAAGAAGAAGAGAAAGAAAUAUCACAGACACACCGCCGAGCAAAUCAGAGAAAUGGAAGCGUUAUUUAAAGAGUCCCCACAUCCUGAUGAGAAUCAAAGACAACAGCUAAGCAAGCAACUAGGACUUGCCCCUAGACAAGUCAAGUUUUGGUUCCAAAAUCGAAGAACUCAAAUUAAGGCUAUACAAGAGAGACAUGAGAAUUCUUUAUUGAAAACAGAAAUGGAGAAGCUUAGAGAGGAAAAUAAGGCCAUGAGAGAGACCAUCAAUAAAGCUUGCUGCCCCAACUGUGGCAUGGCUACCACUACCAGAGAAACUUCUUUGACAACUGAGGAACAACAUUUACGUAUUGAAAAUGCCAAACUCAAAGCCGAGGUGGAAAAACUUCGAGCAGCUCUAGGAAAGCACCCUCCAGGGGCAGCGCCCUCAUGUUCUGCCGGAAAUGAGCCAGAGAACAGAAGUUCAUUGGAUUUUUACACUGGAAUUUUUGGGCUGGAGAAGUCAAGAAUCAUGGAGAUCGUUAAUCAAGCAAUGGAAGAGUUGACGAAAAUGGCUACUGCUGAGGAGCCACUGUGGAUUAGGAGCGUUGAGACAGGUCGUGAAAUUCUUAAUUAUGAUGAGUAUAUGAAGGAGUUUGGAGUUGAAAAUACAAGCAGUGGAAGGCCAAAGAGGUCCAUUGAGGCCUCCAGAGAAACUGGAGUUGUGUUCGUGGAUCUUCCAAGACUUGUUCGGAGUUUCAUUGAUGUGAAUCAGUGGAAGGAGAUGUUUCCAUGCUUGAUAUCAAAGGCAGCCACAGUUGAUGUUAUCUCCAAUGGAGAAGGUCCUAUGAGAAAUGGAGCAGUGCAGUUGAUGUUUGCAGAGGUACAAAUGCUCACACCAAUGGUGCCCACCAGAGAAAUAUAUUUUGUCCGAUAUUGCAAGCAACUAAGUGCAGAGAAAUGGGCAGUUGUUGAUGUUUCCAUUGAUAAAGCAGAAGAUAAUAUUGAUGCCUCCCUUGUCAAGUGCAGAAAACGCCCCUCUGGCUGCAUAAUUGAGGACAAAUCAAAUGGUCACUGCAAGGUGACAUGGGUAGAGCACUUGGAAUGCCAGAAAAGUACAGUUCAUACAAUGUACAGAACAAUUGUGAAUAGCGGUCUAGCUUUUGGUGCAAGGCAUUGGGUAGCAACAUUGCAGCUCCAGUGUGAACGGAUUGUAUUCUUCAUGGCAACCAAUGUUCCUACAAAGGAUUCAACUGGUGUUGCAACUCUGGCUGGAAGGAAAAGUAUUCUCAAACUGGCACAGAGAAUGACUAGGAGCUUUUGCCGUGCGAUUGGAGCAUCAAGCUUUCAUACAUGGAACAAGGUUACAAGCAAAACAGGAGAUGACAUAAGGCUUUCCUCCAGGAAGAACUUAAAUGACCCCAGUGAGCCAACUGGAGUGAUCUUGUGUGCAGUUUCUUCUGCAUGGUUGCCAGUCUCUCCUCAUGUUCUGUUCGAUUUCUUGCGAGAUGAUGAUCAUAGAAAUGAGUGGGAUAUCAUGUCUAAUGGAGGUCCAGUGCAAUCCAUUGCAAAUUUAGCCAAAGGACAAGAUAGAGGCAAUGCAGUAACUAUACAAGCAAUGAAAUCAAAAGGGAAUCCUAUGUGGGUACUGCAAGAUUGCUGCACAAACGCUUAUGAAUCCAUGGUAGUGUACGCUUCUGUGGAUAUAAAUGGAAUGCAAUCUGUGAUUACAGGAUGUGAUUCAAGCAACAUCGCUGUAUUACCUUCAGGAUUUUCAAUUCUUCCUGAUGGACUCGAAUCAAGGCCCUUAGUGAUCACUUCUAGGCAAGAGGAGAAGGGUACAGAAGGAGGAUCCCUGUUGACAAUGGCAUUCCAAAUCCUAACAAAUACCUCCCCCACAGCCAAACUAUCCACGGAAUCUGUGGAGUCUGUUAACACACUUAUAUCCUGCACAUUGCGGAAUAUUAAGCAAGUUUGCAAUGUGAAGAUAGUUGAUCACCCUUAGUUUGUUAGUUAGACAGACAACUAAUUAAUUGUAAAAUUUAUAGGAUCCUAGGUUCGUUUUUAUUUUUUUUCCUUAUUUAUUUUUUUUCCCUCCAGAUUUUAGAUUUUGAUAGAGGGAUGUUUUUAUAUGGGUUUGCUUUAUUGUUUGUGGUUGGAGUGGAGAGCUUGGAGCCAGAUGCAUUUCUCUAAUUCAGCAUUCUGGAGGAGUGAGGGGGAGAUGUGGUUUACAAACUUUAUAAGUCGAGAAGAGUGAAAUAUUUUCAUGUAUAGAAAGAAUAUUUGUCAAUGUCAUUUUGUGGUUGUUUCA